This is a messenger RNA of Thlaspi arvense, 564 nucleotides long. NCBI's taxonomy places the organism in Eukaryota, Viridiplantae, Streptophyta, Magnoliopsida, Brassicales, Brassicaceae. The record is from the annotation of a GenBank genome assembly.
AUGUUCAUCAUUGAGUACUGGCCAGAUCCGCAGCGUGGCAUCAAGGAAGCGUAUAGGGUUCUGAAAAUUGGAGGAAAAGCCUGUCUAAUUGGUCCAGUGUACCCAACCUUUUGGUUGUCUCGCUUUUUUGCUGAUAUGUGGAUGCUUUUCCCAAAGGAGGAAGAGUAUAUUGAGUGGUUUACAAAGGCUGGUUUUAAAGAUGUUCAAUUGAAAAGGAUUGGUCCAAAAUGGUACCGUGGUGUUCGCCGCCAUGGCUUGAUUAUGGGCUGCUCUGUGACUGGUGUGAAGCCUUUAACAGGAGACUCUCCCCUGCAGGAAGUUCUGGUACAGAAAGGAAGCCGCCAUCACAUUCUAGAAUUGGGUUGGCAAGUUUCUUGUGAGAUUAUUCUGAUACCUCGCUUGAUGCAGCUUGGUCCAAAAGUGGAGGAUGUGAAGAAGCCCAUGAUUCCACUUGUGUUUCUGAGGCGGUUCAUUCUUGGUACCAUAGCCGCAGCCUACUUCGUGCUGGUGCCAAUUUACAUGUGGCUUAAGGAUAAAAUUGUACCGAAGGGUAUGCCCAUCUAA